Molecule: messenger RNA, 1352 nt
Organism: Neltuma alba
Lineage: Eukaryota; Viridiplantae; Streptophyta; Magnoliopsida; Fabales; Fabaceae
Product: expansin-A10-like
Exons: 4
Coding region: 103-849 (248 amino acids)
Biological process (GO): plant-type cell wall organization
Cellular component (GO): extracellular region
Source: RefSeq, a predicted model, not a curated record
UUCGGUCGCACCCACCUUCAUUCCCCCACACUCAUCUCUCUCUCAUUUCCCUCCUUCUAGCUAAAACUUCCUCCUCUGACGCAUCAACAACAAAGAAAAAAAAUGGCUGUCAUUGGGUUGCUCUUGAUGGGUUUUCUCUCCAUGCUCUCCUCGGCUCAUGGCUAUGGUGGAGGGUGGAUUAAUGCUCAUGCCACCUUCUAUGGAGGUGGUGAUGCAUCAGGCACAAUGGGUGGGGCUUGUGGGUAUGGGAAUCUAUACAGCCAAGGGUAUGGAACGAACACAGCUGCUCUGAGCACGGCUCUGUUCAACAAUGGGCUGAGCUGUGGGUCAUGCUAUGAGAUCAGGUGUGUGAAUGACAGAAGAUGGUGCCUGCCAGGUUCCACAGUGGUCACAGCUACCAAUUUCUGCCCACCAAACAAUGCCUUGCCCAAUAAUGCAGGAGGCUGGUGUAACCCUCCUCUCCAACAUUUUGAUCUCGCUCAGCCUGUCUUCCUCCGCAUUGCUCAAUACAGAGCCGGCAUAGUUCCUGUGGCUUACAGAAGGGUACCCUGCAGAAGAAGGGGAGGCAUAAGGUUUACAAUCAAUGGCCACUCCUAUUUCAACCUGGUCCUCAUCACAAACGUUGGUGGCGCUGGUGAUGUGCACAGUGUGGCCAUCAAAGGGUCAAGAACUAGGUGGAUGCCAAUGUCAAGAAACUGGGGCCAGAACUGGCAAAGCAACAACUAUCUCAAUGGCCAAGCCCUCUCCUUCAAGGUCACCACCAGUGAUGGCCGCUUUGUGGUGUCCUACAAUGUUGCCCCUCCCAACUGGUCCUUUGGCCAAACCUACACUGGCGCCCAAUUCCGCUAGACAUUACAUAUAUAUAUAUAUAUAUCACAUAUAUUACAUAUUCCUGUUCAAGUGUUAGUAUGACUUAGUAUACUAGGGUAUUAAAAUAGUAUGCUACCAUGAGAAGGGCUUAUUUUAAAGGGGCUCUUCAUCGUCAUCAUCGUGUCAUGGUGGGGGUACCUAAUUGUGGGUGCCUUCCACCCAUUCUUAUUGGAAGUUGUGAAGCGAGGGAUUUUUUAGGUUAUGGGGGUAAAAAGGUAAAAGAAAUAGUGAGUAAAGUGGAAGUGGUGGAAUCUUUAUACUACCCGCCAUUAGUAUUGUAGUAGUUUCUUACUUUACAUUUUUACUUUUUGGUUAGGUUUUUUUUCUUUUGGGUUUUUUUGGGAGAGGGGGGGGGGGGAGGUAAGAAGCAAUUGUUUGGUGCUAUAUUUUAGCUUUGGCCGAGUGAGUCUUUGAUUGUAUUAGAGAUAUUUUAGUGUCAAUUUUCCUGCUUCUGCAAUGAAAAGAUGCAAUAAUUUACCACA